Nelumbo nucifera (sacred lotus) is the source of this 1034-nucleotide messenger RNA. Its product is annotated as HAD superfamily, subfamily IIIB acid phosphatase. NCBI's taxonomy places the organism in Eukaryota, Viridiplantae, Streptophyta, Magnoliopsida, Proteales, Nelumbonaceae. The record is from RefSeq and is a predicted model, not a curated record. Gene Ontology annotation, molecular function: acid phosphatase activity.
AAGCCACUGAAACCGAAAUCAUCUUUCACUGUGAUACUGUCUCACAUUCUCCAACCCCAGCAACGAAGAAAGAUGGGGAGAAAUCCGGCACUCUUGCUAGUCUUAUUCAGCCUACUAGUUGGUUUAGCAGUUGCAGACUGGAACAUUUUGAAACAGAGAGGAUGGAGCAAUGGCUUGAACUUGAAGAUUUCUCUGAAGAACUACUGUGAGAGCUGGAGAAUCAAUGUCGAACUCAACAACAUCCGGGAGUUCGACGUCGUUCCUGAUGAAUGCGUCGACUACAUUGGAAAAUACAUGACCUCGUCUCAGUACCAGGUGGAUUCUGAGAGGGCACUCGAGCAAUGCACUCUGUAUCUCAGCAGUAGCUUUGCUUGGGCCGGUGAUGGGAAAGAUGCGUGGAUCUUUGACAUAGAUGACACACUCCUUUCGACUGUUCCUUACUACAAGCAGCAUCAUUUUGGGGGAGACAAGUUGAACCUGAGCUCGUUAGAGGGAUGGUUAAAACAGUGCAAGGCCCCAGCCCUUGAACACACACUCAACCUAUAUAAUGAAAUCAAAGGCAGAGGACUUAAGAUCUUUUUGAUUUCUUCAAGAAGGGAACAUCUUAGAGAAGCCACUGUUGACAAUCUUCUCAAGGUUGGAUACUCUGGAUGGACUGAGCUUAUACUAAGGGUUCCUGAGGAUGGAUGCCAGGAAGUACAGAAAUACAAAGCUGAGAAACGGAAACAGUUGAUCGAUAAGGGAUAUCGCAUUUGGGGAAUUGUUGCAGAUCAAUGGAGUAGCCUCAAGGGACUCCCUACCGCCAAGAGAACAUUCAAGCUUCCCAACUCCUUGUACUACGUUGCCUGAGACACCCUACUCUGUCAUUCAACCAGCCUACGGUCAGGAAGAGUUCUACUACUUAUUAACGUAGUAUAGCUGAGAAUAUGAGAUAAGGGAACGCAUUGCAACGUGGUCGUUCCAACUCUUAUGUCAUCUCUUUCGAUCUGUUAUUUUAUUUCAUGAAUGAUUUUAUUUUAUCUUUCUUUCUCUUU